AUGUUUGGGGCCGGGGCGGCUUUCCUCUUGAUGCGAGAGCGGCUGCGGCUGCAGGCACUGCAGGAGGCCCGGAAGGAGGCUGCUUGCGGGUUGGAGGAGCGAUGGGAGGAGAUGCGGACAAGCUCGGCGAUAGAAACCUUGAGCCGCGUGGUGAAGCGAGCUACGGCGUACGCAGAGCUGGAUGGCAGGUGCCGGGGGCCGAUAGUGGUCGUAAGCACCGAGGACUCAAGCCAGAGCCCAGAGGAGAUAGAGCCGGAGGAGCCGCGCUCUGCUACAGGGCGGCAGACACACCAGGCAUGUGCGGCGUCCCUGGACCAGCUCUACGCGCAGGCGGUCCUCCUCGACCCCAUCUUCCUCCUCAAGGUCCAGUCGCUCGCCGAGACCGUCGACGGCUACUUGCCAGCAUGGGAGGGUAGAGAGGGGCCCUCGUACGUGCGCUGGCGGGAGGCGGUAGCGGAUAGAUCGAUGGAGAGGCGGGUGAGGUGGGCGAGCAUCAAGAGCGCGUCGAGGGCCAUCGAGAAGGUCCAGCUGCUAUGCCACGGCAGACUCUCAGACCUCACGGACGUGGUGCGGCAGAGCCUUGUGUUCACGGGGGUAGAGGAGCUGACGGAGUCGGGACGUGGCGAUCAACGUGCGGGUGGUGAACGAGGAGACGAGGAGGAGGGGGGUAGAGGGGCACGUGUGCGAGCUCAGGCUGAUCCUGAACCGCGGGCAACGGCUGACAGGGAUGGCUGUUGGGAUGGGGCGACUAGCGACUUGUGA
Messenger RNA from Guillardia theta CCMP2712, 762 nucleotides. RefSeq lists its product as hypothetical. The coding region runs from base 1 to 762 and encodes 253 amino acids. NCBI's taxonomy places the organism in Eukaryota, Cryptophyceae, Pyrenomonadales, Geminigeraceae. The transcript has a single exon. The record is from RefSeq and is a predicted model, not a curated record.